AUGAAAUAUUUUUCUUGCACUGGCGCGCGUUCUUUCCCAGGCGCCGCCAAAAGCAAAACCAAGAGAUGGUGCAUCGCUGUUUUGCUUUUCCUCCAAGGUGGUCCAGGAGCGUCUUCUAUCUACAGUUUGUUUGAGGAAAAUGGGGCAGUAUUCCUGGAAUGUCAAAAAAACAACCUUCUCUUCAUUGAUCAGCCAGUGGGAACAGGUUACAGCUUCACCAGGAAAGGGUGUUACGUUGAAAAUGAAACUGUGCUCGGUGAGCAAUUGUACUCUGCAAUGGUCCAGUUCUACCAACUGUUCCCUAAAUUAAGAAGUAAUAAGUUCUUCAUCUCUGGAUACUCCUAUGCAGGUCACUUUAUCCCUGCUUUAGGAUAUACGAUACACAAAAACAAUCCUACAGCUCAGGUGAAGAUCAAUUUGAGUGGGAUGAUGAUCGGGAACGGUUGGAUGGACGCUAUCUACCAAAACGACCUAGGCAGUUACCUUUACCAGUUGGGACUGGUGGAUACCACAGGGAGAGACGUUUACUACGACUAUCAGGAGAAGAUUCCAGGAACACAUGAAGAACAAAGAGUAUGAAAAGGCAAUUCAAAUCCGAACUGCCGAGGUCAGUGAUGUGUACUUGCAAUACGUUGGAAAUGUCAGUAUCUUAAACUAUCUUCAAGAUAUCGUUAUAUUCCCCACACCUUAUGAACAGUUCAUUCAAAGACCGGACAUCCGUAGAGC
This is a messenger RNA of Homalodisca vitripennis (glassy-winged sharpshooter), 726 nucleotides long. RefSeq names its product venom serine carboxypeptidase-like. The coding region runs from base 1 to 579 and encodes 192 amino acids. Gene Ontology annotation, molecular function: serine-type carboxypeptidase activity. Lineage: Eukaryota; Metazoa; Arthropoda; Insecta; Hemiptera; Cicadellidae. Gene Ontology annotation, biological process: proteolysis. The record is from RefSeq and is a predicted model, not a curated record. The transcript has 2 exons.